CGCCGGGCGGGGGCGGUGCGGCCCGGAGCGCGGGGAGCCGAGCAGCGGGCACCGGGGCCGGCAUGGCGUGGCCCUGCAUCAGCCGCUUAUGCUGCCUGGCGCGGCGCUGGAACCAGCUGGACCGCUCCGACGUGGCAGUGCCGCUCACCCUGCACAGCUACUCGGACCUCGAGAGCGAGGAGCCCGGUGCAGGCGGCGCGGCUUCCCGCAGGGGCCCGUCUCCUGCAGGCACCCGGGACCCCGGCCGGGACGUGCCGCUCACUCAGUACCAGCGGGACUUCGGCGUGUGGACGGGCCCCACUGGGCCCAGGGAUGCUCCGCAGGGGCGUGGGUCGGGUGUGGGCGGCCGCAGGAACAAGCACCCCACGGCCCCUGGCCGGGGUGUCUACGUGCUCCCCAUCGGCGACGCGGACUCGGCUGUGGUGACCACGUCGUACAGACAGGAGUUCCAGGCCUGGACCGGAGUGAAGCCGCCAAGAUCCACAAAGGCAAGACCCGCCACAGUCAUCACAACCCACAGCUCUGGAUGGGACAGCCGCCCCGGGGGUGGCUUCCAGGCCCCUGAGGGGAAGAAGAAGUUCACCCCUAACCCAUCAGCCAUCUUUCAGGCUUCAGCUCCCCGGAUCCUCAAUGUGUGACUGGCCACACUGGCACCAAGAUGGGGCUGUCCUCGGCCACUCAGGGACUGGGUGAGAUCCUGGGAUGGCCCCUCUGCUGUGUGAGGGGAAGACCCCUAUUUCUUACUGUGCGCACCACUCCUCCCGGCUGCCACUGGGCUGUGGGCCUGGCACGGAUGGACACGGUAGCACCCAGCUCAGCUUUGGGCCUCAAUCAUCCUCUUUUUCCUUGAGAAGUGUGCAGAAAGCUUCAGAUCUUUUAAUUGCCUCUUUUGGCCUCCCUUCAGUUUUUAAAUCUGAGGAACUUAAGGAUCAAUUCUGUUGUAAACAGAAUUGGUCUGUGCGGGCUGAGGAACACAGACAUAACAGGUGCUUGAAAGAACCAGUCCACUUAGUUGUUUUCCCAGGCUGCAUGAGAACUUUGUGACCUAUGGUAACCCAAGGGGACUGUCCUUGGAGAUGCCUACAAAUGGCCACACAUUCAGGUUGAAGAGAUCUUGGGUUAUUACCUGCAUGUGACUCACUGUGAUGCUGAGUAACUAGAAUGUCAUUUCCCAAAGGAACAGAGUAUCAAUCACAGGGUUUCAAUUUCAAAGAUGUAAUUUAGGGCCCAGAUGACCCUUAUGUUUUAACAAAAGGCUUCUUCUGAGGAGUGCUUGAAGUGCUGAAUGAAUGUCCUUGACCUUGUAGGUUUCUGAGCCCCACAUUUUAUUACUAAUUCCAGUUUUUUCCCUUACAGUUGACGACUAGAAGGGAACACCAUACAUACUGGCAAAGAACUGGGAGCAUUUUUUGGGACGAAGUGGCAUUAGCCUCCUUCUCUGAAAGACUUUAACAUGUUAUCUACACCUAGAUGACUCCCACCCUGCUCUCUCACUUACAGUUGGGGGAGCUCACUGUGAGGAGGCAGCUGUCGGCUUUGGAAAGCUGCCUCCUUUGCCGGUAAGUCCCAGCCCAUGUGGCCACGCCGAGCGAGCCUGGCCGUUUGCACAGCCAGUGGUCAAACAUUCGAAGGCAUUUCUGUCCGCUCUUGGAGAUUAGAGGCACAGGCUAAGGACAGUUCUUGGUAAGGAAACUCCAGGAUUUCCCUGUGGGUCUUCCUCCCUCUCCAGCCCCCACACAGCUGCGGACCUCCCGUUUCCCAGCCCCUCGGAGGACUUGGAGCGGGGCUGGUCCCUCAGAGGGAGGGCUGGCUCUGGCUGGCACAGCCUUGCUCUUAGUGCAGCAAAGGAAAUGCUCUGAAUCAUUUUAAAGGCAGAACCAAAACCAUAUGCUUACACAAAGGGUUCUAUUAUUUCCGACUUCAUUGGUUUGCAUGUUAGACGUUUCUAAGAGAAAAGAGACUGCCUGCUGCUGUGCAUUCUGUGGGAAAUGAACAGAUUAACCGUACAAUCUCAGAUUUUACUAAAAUGCAAAAAUGUACUGUUACAAUUUCUUGUUAGCUUAUUUCUUUAAUUAUAAACCUGGAGCGCCUUCUCAUACGUCUUUAUCAUCCUCUCGGACUUCGGCGUAUCGUGGCUAUUACUGGUUGUCCCUUGAAGGCUGACAAAUCCCAAGGUCUCUCCGUUUGGACUGCCAUCCACAGUGGUGUCUUACGUGGUAUUCACAGGACACACCAACCUCCCCUCUUUCAUGUGGACCACCCUCCGCAAUCCCGAGGUUAGGAUGAAAAGACCCUCUUUGAAGCUAGUCUUGGGCUAACUCCUGAAUUCUCUACUCACUGUGAGCAGCUUCCAUUUCCUUAUCUGCAGAGUAAGGAGAACACCCCUACCUUGCUAGUAGGAGUUUGUUUAUGGGCAGCGUAUUUAUUAGUACAGUGAAUGGCCAGCAAAGCACAAACAUGACAAUUGUGCAGACAUGACAAUUGUCCUUUCCUGCCCAGGCCCCCCUCCUUCUCAGGGAGCUGGCUCUAUUCUCCCUUGCAGGUUUGGCCCAUCUGAAGCCACUGACACAGUCCUUCUCCCUAGACCCUGCUUGCGUCCCCCUUCUCUCCCUGACAGCCUGCAGACCAGACCGAAAGGCUGUACCUCAGCCGGAUCCCACAGGCCUGCCUUUCUUGGCAGCCUUGGCACCACAGCAGUGGGAGCAGCCCUGCCUCACGUGGCCUGCCUCUGAAGGCAGACUGCAUGCCCAGGAACCUUUUUGGAAUGCACCAGAACAGAUAGCUUUUCACCAAACCCCUAACUCGAUAAUCCUCUUUACUAGGCUUCAUUAUUAGAAGACUCGGGUUCUGAAGAAGGAACUUCCACCCACUCUAGGUCUUAGUAAGGCCGAACAUCCCAUUAGGCUUCCCAAAGCAACUGAGACAGUAGUCUUGGGUGAGUGG
Molecule: messenger RNA, 2943 nt
Organism: Lontra canadensis (Northern American river otter)
Lineage: Eukaryota; Metazoa; Chordata; Mammalia; Carnivora; Mustelidae
Gene: MAP6D1
Product: MAP6 domain containing 1
Exons: 3
Coding region: 63-638 (191 amino acids)
Biological process (GO): cytoskeleton-dependent intracellular transport; microtubule cytoskeleton organization; regulation of microtubule cytoskeleton organization
Cellular component (GO): Golgi-associated vesicle; microtubule; cis-Golgi network
Molecular function (GO): microtubule binding; calmodulin binding
Source: RefSeq, a predicted model, not a curated record